UGCAACAAAGUUUAGCUUAGUGAUUUUCGCCAUAGUAGCGCGAGGGACGGCGGGUAUAUGUGUUGUUUCGAUUCUCUGAAUAUUUAGACAGAAUUACCAAGCACAGGUUUUCUAUCUUAGUAAUCUUAAAAUAACUGCAUUUAGCUAAAUACCACUACCUUCUGGUUAUAUAGUUUGUGUUCACAAUUUCAACCCGUACCUUACCUACACAUUUCGGCGCCGUAGGCUCGUUAGCACAGCUAACAUUUGCUAGCUAUUUUGUAAACAAGACCAAUAAGUUGGCUAUCUGUAAAAACGGUUGACCUAGUCUAUCACAUAACGUUACUAACUAACGUUAGGCAGAACAACGAAAACUAGCAAGUUCUACGAUUGCUCGUUUAUGUACGUUAGCUAUAUAUGGUUUAAUCUGGAUUGAUUUGGGCUGUUCCCGAGCUUGCCAUCAAACAGUGGUUGGCUAGCUGUGUUUCGAAAGAGUGGCUUUUCAUAGCAAACGGUACACAUUACAUGAUGUAACGUUAGGCUACUACGAUAUUGACUAAGUUAGCCAACAAACAGUCAUUAUUCCGUAUAAAUUACUUAAUCGCAAUUUUGGUCAGCUAAGUAACCAAGCUUGGCUCACUGUCUAUUUGACUGGUUUCGUAAGUUUCACCUUGUUCAUUAGCAAGCUAACCGUUAGCUAGCUAGCUACCUGGCUAGUCUUUUUGCUGCACCAACUGACGUUCCCUCAAGCGAGCAGUAAGUUACUUGUUAUCGAAUAUUAAACUACGCCGACAGUGAGCCAGCAGUUGUUAUCGACUUUGACUGGUUUACCAGCCUUAAAGGAAAGAAAAGCAUAGUGUCAUGCCGAAAAGGCAUUUGGGGCCUCACAAGUCUCUUUUCUCUCAUUCCCAAGCCGCGGGGCUUUCGCAUGGUUACCACUCGAGAAUGAAUGUCGCAAAAAGUGGGUAUCGUGUCUUUUCUGCUAACUCAACCACAGCAUGUACGGAACUGGCCAAGAAGAUCACAGAGCGUCUUGGUGUGGAACUUGGGAAGUCUGUGGUCUACCAAGAGUCAAACAGAGAGACCAGAGUAGAUGUGAAAGAAUCCGUUCGGGGGCAGGAUAUCUUCAUUAUCCAGACUAUACCCAGGGAUGUGAACACUGCGAUCAUGGAGCUGCUAGUGAUGGCCUAUGCCCUCAAGACCUCAUGCGCAAAGAACAUAAUAGGCGUGAUUCCUUACUUCCCUUAUAGCAAGCAAUGCAAAAUGCGCAAAAGGGGUUCCAUAGUAUGCAAAUUGUUGGCGUCUAUGCUAGCUAAAGCAGGAUUAACACACAUCAUCACCAUGGAUCUGCAUCAGAAAGAGAUCCAGGGCUUCUUCAGUUUCCCUGUAGAUAACCUGCGAGCUUCUCCGUUCCUUCUGCAGUUUAUCCAGGAGGAGAUCCCCGAUUAUCGAAAUGCCAUUAUUGUUGCUAAGUCCCCGUCAGCUGCCAAAAGGGCUCAGUCUUAUGCGGAGCGGCUUCGGCUGGGCCUGGCCGUGAUGCAUGGGGAGGCUCAGUGCUCUGAGUCUGACAUGGCCGACGGCAGACACUCUCCCCCCUCUGUCCGCAACACCACCGGGCACCCGGGGUUGGAGCUGCCGUGGAAGCACCAAGCUCCGUUCCCUGGCAUAGAGCUCCCAAUAAUGAUGGCAAAAGAAAAACCACCCAUCACAGUGGUGGGAGAUGUGGGAGGAAGGAUUGCCAUCAUUGUUGAUGACAUCAUCGACGACGUGGAGGACUUUGUCGCCGCCGCAGAGAUCUUGAAGGAGAGGGGGGCGUACAAGAUCUACAUCAUGGCCACGCACGGCCUGCUGUCUGCCGACGCCCCUCGCCUGAUCGAGGAGUCCGCCAUCGAUGAGGUGGUGGUGACCAACACCGUCCCGCACGAGGUGCAGAAGCUCCAGUGCCCCAAGAUCAAGACCGUGGAUGUCAGCAUGAUCCUGGCCGAGGCCAUCCGCCGCAUCCACAACGGGGAGUCCAUGGCCUACCUCUUCCGAAACAUCACUGUGGAUGAUUAGGGCGGGGGGCGGCCUGUCUCUCUCCUGUCCUUGUGUCCCCCUCCUCUUGUGUUCUUGCCUGUGCAGGGGCCGCUGUCCGCCCCGCCGCUGUUGUCCUUCAGAGCCAGUUUGUUUAAUCUUUUUUUCUAUAGCGUUUCCCGCCAUUUCGUGUUCUCGAGUCUUUUACUCGUAAGGAAUAAUUGCGAAGCAUAAAAAAAGCAGCCAAGUAUUUCUGCUGAGAGGGGCAAUAGCCAUCGGGUGUCCUGUCUGUGCUGUCCAUGCAGUUUAAGACUUGUAUGAUAAAGUCCUAACGUAUGUUAGCUCACUACGCAAGAAGUCACGGCUGCUCAAGUGUCAUACAAGCCUCUGUGAGUGUAUCGGUCCUGUAUGUUGCAGUGAUUGCAUUACAUGCAUUUUCCUCAGUUCUCUGGAGGAAUGGAGUGGUCUACAAUUUGGGUGGACCAGUUUGGAUCCCAGUGGGAGUGGAAAGGAACCUGGGGAUUAUCGCAUUGUACAAUUGGUUCUUCUGAACAAAAGCGUCUAUCUUAGCAUCCAACCCUGUUUUUCAUUUCUUUAAAAUUAUUAGCCAGUUUUCCCGCCUUUCUAGGACUUGCAGAACUUAGUGUGUGCGCGCCGGUGAUUUGUUGCAUCGUAUUGUGUGGUCAUAUCCAGCGUUGAGUGUCAGAAUCGGCCUGCAGCGCGGCAGUCUGGUGGAUUCAGGCCUGUGCGCUCUUGUUUUCAUAUGUUCCGUCUCUACUGAAUAUGCUGUGAUGAAGCAGGGGGGAGAACCCAAUCUGAGCACAGGAAGACUGCAUCCACUUCAAAUGGAAAUCCAACUGAAGCGUCUGUGUGUCUGGUCUUCGUGUGAACUUGUGUAUCUGUUUGUGUCUGCCUGGUGUCUAUAGACACAUGAUUUCUUUGUAUUCGCUGAGAAGGGCUGAUCAUCGUAAGUCUUGCAGAGUGUCAUCAUCACGAGCUUAUUUGUUUUGAACUUGACAGUUUGUGACAGUCUGGUGUUUUCAUGGCGACUGCUUGUGGGUCACGCACUUGAGCGAUGCCAGGGAACUGUGGUCCCGAUUUUAGUUUGGUACUCAAAUGGAAUGCAUUUAUUUUGUUGAAGCAUUUAACACACUUGUAGAUAGCCUUAAUUUUUUUAGAAUCUACAUUUCUAUGUGUUCUAAGCAUAUUCUAUGUUUCUGUGUGUUAUACCGGUUCUAAGCGUAUUCAAUUUGGCAUGAAAAGCAAUAUUAAGCCUGGUGAACUCAUACAUAUAAAUACUUAGUUAAACUGUGGACACAUUUAGGCCCGUCAGUAAUGCCUAUGACUUGAGUCUUAUUUUUGCCUUGUCAUUCCCAGGUACGGUGUCCUGGCCUAUCAGGAUGUUAUGCUGUUUUCUUAUCAGUGAUUAAGCAAAGCUGACAAUUUCUUGAAGUGUCAGUUGUACAUUUCAGAAUUUGAAUUGAGUUCAAUAUUGGUUUUUCAAAUGGGGUGCAUCAAAUUUAGCCAUUGUUUAAAAUACAUAUUUUCCUGCUAUUCGCCUGCAAUCCCUCGCAGUUUUCAUUUUUGGCAAACCAGUGUUUACAGCUGAGGGGGUGGUUCAGGCCUUGGAGAAUGUUCUUUUUUCAUGUCUCUAUGCAAGAGAACGCUGCUGGAUGAAGCGUAACCGAUGUCUUCAUAGAUCAUCAGUUAUCUUGUCCUGAUUCCUAAAGCAGUAUUUUUCCUGCUGAUAUCACCACAGUCAUCUUCAGCGUCUGGUUCAAAAGCACUACACUAGAAAUUGCCAUUUUUGCACUGCAGUUUACAUUUGUUUUAUUUUCUUUCUUUUUUUUUAUUUUUAUCUAUGCUUUUCGCUGUGCCCUAUUGUCUAAGGCACAACAUCUUUCCUUUAUGUGUAUACUUCGUGUAGCUUCUAGCAUGUCAUCAAUGUAAGGACGUUCAGUAGAAUGGGCUUUGUAAGAGCUGAGUGUUUGUAGUCAUCUAAAUAAAAUGAAUUUUAUUUGCAUAA
This is a messenger RNA of Conger conger (European conger), 4018 nucleotides long. It is a transcript of the gene prpsap1, whose product is annotated as phosphoribosyl pyrophosphate synthetase-associated protein 1. Gene Ontology annotation, cellular component: cytoplasm; ribose phosphate diphosphokinase complex. Gene Ontology annotation, molecular function: magnesium ion binding; ribose phosphate diphosphokinase activity. The record is from RefSeq and is a predicted model, not a curated record. The coding region runs from base 841 to 2034 and encodes 397 amino acids. Gene Ontology annotation, biological process: purine nucleotide biosynthetic process; 5-phosphoribose 1-diphosphate biosynthetic process. The transcript is spliced from 12 exons. NCBI's taxonomy places the organism in Eukaryota, Metazoa, Chordata, Actinopteri, Anguilliformes, Congridae.